Molecule: messenger RNA, 2592 nt
Organism: Chrysemys picta bellii (western painted turtle)
Lineage: Eukaryota; Metazoa; Chordata; Testudines; Emydidae
Product: synaptosomal-associated protein 25-like
Biological process (GO): synaptic vesicle fusion to presynaptic active zone membrane; exocytosis; synaptic vesicle priming
Cellular component (GO): SNARE complex; plasma membrane
Molecular function (GO): SNAP receptor activity; syntaxin-1 binding; voltage-gated potassium channel activity
Source: RefSeq, a predicted model, not a curated record
UGGGGGCAACCCUAGAGGUGGGGCCAAACCCCCCACCCCUCUCCCAGAGGAGCAGAAGCACUGAGCUGCUGCGACUAGACGCAGAACAGGGAUCCUGGAACCGAACUAGCAACAGGUGAUCCGGGAGAGGCCGUAAGCGGAGCCCGUGCCCUGUGAGUUCCCGAAGGCACUCGCCCUCCGCCGGGGAGCCUGCAGGAUGGCAGCCAAUGGCACAGUGGGGCCCGAGUCGCAGGAGAUGCAGCGCCGCGUGGAUCAGAUCACAGAUGAGUCGCUGGAGAGCACCCGUCGAAUGCUGCAUAUGGUGGAAGAGAGCAAAGACGCUGGGAUCCAGAUCUUGGUGAUGCUGGAUGAACAGGGAGAACAGCUGGACCGGAUUGACGAGGGGCUGGACCAGAUCAACCAGGACAUGAAGGAGGCGGAGAAGAACCUGACAGACAUGGCCAAGUGCUGCGGCAUCUGCGUCUGCCCCUGUGCCAAGCUGAAGAACAUCAAGGCCAGUGAGGCAUACAAGGCGGUCUGGGGCAACACCCAGGACGGGGUGGUCUCCACGCAGCCCUCGCGGGUGGCAGACGAAAGGGAGCAGAUGGUCAUGAGCGGCGACUACAUCCACAGAAUAACGAAUGACGCGCGGGAGGACGAGAUGGAGGAGAACCUGGUGCAGGUGGGAAGCAUCCUGGGCAACUUGAAGAGCAUGGCGCUGGACGUGGGCAACGAGAUUGACAUCCAGAACAAGCAGGUGGACAAGAUCAUGGAGAAGGUCACCGUGAACGAAGAUCGCAUCCAAGAAGCCAACACCCGGGCCAAGAAGAUUCUAAAAAAUGCCUGAGACGCCGCGCCACGUGCUCUCCCGCUUCGCUGCCCCCCCUCCCCGGCUCCCGGUCGCAGCUGUCCGUCCGUCCGUCCGUCCCUGCUGUCCAACCUGCCCUGGAGUCUCUGGCGCCGUGCGUUAGGUGGAGCCGCGGAUGUUCGGGGGCGGGCGUAGGGUGUGCGCACUGCCAUUGCACUUAGCGGAUAACAGCCUUACUAUUGCAGCCAGCUAGGGGAGCUCCUCCUGUAGCUCCAGUGGGAGAGGGCUGUCCCUGGGUGCUGAAGGUGGUAGGCUCAGUGGCAGCUGGGGGGACGGAGUAUGCUACAGACACGGUGGCUCCAUGUGUUGUGGGGGGAAGGGAUCUUUAUAUCCUCUUGGGGGUACACAUGUGACCCCCCCCACCCACUGUAGGAAAGGCAGACCCCUGUGCAUCAUGCCCCAAUGCAGUGACUCAGAAGGAGGAAGCGGCCCUGAACUUUCUCCCAGUCGGGGGGAAUUUUUGGAGCGCGGCGUGUGGAUAUUUGGUUCUAUUUUCAAACGGCCACAGCCCUGCCUCCCAUGGGACCCUAAUCUCCCCCACCCCUCCUCUUGUGAUUGGGUCCUCAUGCCCCGCACCCGCUCUUGCCACCCAUGCCCCUACCCUGGAGGCUCCUCCCCCUGCCUGAGAUGGGUUUUCCCAGGGGCAGACAAUGAGUGCUGGGGGAGGGCCAGUCAGCUGUGGGAUUGGGCAGGACUCUGCCAUCUGGAGAGAAAUGGGGGUAGGGGAGGGGGUGAGAGGGAGACAGGGAUUUUCUUGUGUGUUAUCCCAGCCAACUUUGGGUUCUGAGCAGCCUAUGAUUUUAUGAACCAUGUUAACCUGUGGAACUCCAUGCCACAAGAUAUUAAUAAUCCCUAGAUCUCAAAGCACUUUACAAAGGGGCGUGGUGGUGUCAGUAGCACUAUCUCCAUUUUACAGAUGGGGAAACUGAGGCACAGAGAAGGGAAGCGACUUGCCCAAGCUCACCCAGCAGGCCAGUGGCAGAGCUGGGAAUAGAUCCCAGGUCUCCGGAGUCCCACUCCAGUGCUCUAUCCACUAGGCCACGCUGUUCUGAAGAAAGCCCGUAUAUCAACUGACACAAAUGCUUCAGUAGCUAAAUGAAGCCAAACAGGAUUGAUGGGACAGCUGAAUCAGAGAGGGAUCAGGCUAGAGACUUGCCUGGUUCAAUUCUCCAUGCCAUCCUUCCCUGUUAACCUGUGGAACCCCCCACCACUGGAUACUUGCAAACAUUUCAUUAACUUACUGAAGAGAAACAGGAGUUAUGGGAGAGAUGAAUCAGAGAAUGGGAACUAUAGGAGAUUUCUCUGGUUCCGUUCCCUUUCCAGCCUUUCCUGGUCACUUGUGGAACUCCCCACCACAGGAUAUUCCAGAAGCAAACAUUUCAUUAACCAAUUAAAGAGAAAUAGGAGUAAUGGGAGAGAUGAAUCAGAGAAUGGGGACAUCAGAGAUUUCCCUGGUUCAGCUCCCCUUCCAUCCUUUCCUGGUAACCUGUGGAACUCCCCACCACAGGAUAUUCCCGAAGCAAACAUUUCACGAACUAAAUGAAGGGAAAUAGGACUGAUGGGACGGCUGGAUUGGGGAGGUGGGGGCGCAUGCCGAUGACUCCCUGGUUUCUAUCCCUGUGUGUGUGUGUGUGUUUGGUUUUCAAACGUAUCUGUCACUGUGACACCAAAGCCCCUGUCUGUGUGAGGGGCCCUCUUUAUUUUUAUCCAUGAUGUAAGCGAGGUGAUUUUUUUUUCCAAAGCAC